Messenger RNA from Schistocerca piceifrons (Central American locust), 1937 nucleotides. RefSeq names its product ankyrin repeat domain-containing protein 65-like. Gene Ontology annotation, molecular function: protein binding. The record is from RefSeq and is a predicted model, not a curated record. The coding region runs from base 1 to 1218 and encodes 405 amino acids. Gene Ontology annotation, cellular component: cytoplasm; nucleus. The transcript is spliced from 7 exons. Lineage: Eukaryota; Metazoa; Arthropoda; Insecta; Orthoptera; Acrididae.
AUGCUGAGCACCACCAGCAGACACCGAGUGAGUUCGCUGCAUGCGGCGGCGCGGCGCGGCGACUGCGAGGUGCUGCGUCACCUGCUGCAGGAGGGCGCCUCGACGCACCAGAGGGACUCACUGGGCCGGACCGCCCUCCACUUCGCUGCGGCUGAGAACCACGAGCCGGCCUGCGCGCUGCUGCUGGAGUCCGGAGCGGAGCCGGACGCGCGCGACCACCACGGCCGCACUGCGCUGCACGCGGCGCUGGGCGCCUCGCCGCUGCACGCCGCCUCCAGGGAGGGCCGCCGCAGCCUCACCCGCCUCCUCCUGGAGCGCGGCGCUCCCGUCUCCGCACACGACGCACUGUGGCAGGCGACGCCGCUGCACCGCGCCGCGGCCGGCGGACACGUGAGCACUGCGGAGGCGCUGCUGGAGGCGGGCGCCGACGCGGGGGCGGCGGACGCGGAUGGGUGGACGCCGUUGCACGGCGCCGCCGCCGCCGGCCACUACGAGGUGGUGCGCCUGCUGCUCGACGCCUCCGGGACGGACCCGCGUGACCGCCUGGGGCGCACGCCGCUCUACCUGGCGGCGGAGGCGGGCUACUCCGCGGCGGUGCGCCUGCUGCUGGGGGCGGGCGCCGCCUCCUCCGCCGCCGACUGGCGCUGGGGGCAGACGCCGCUGCACCGCGCCGCCGACAGGGGCUGGGCCGGCGCCGCGCGAGAGCUGCUCUCCGCUAGCGACGCCGCCCCCGACGCCAAGGACGGCCGCUGGGGGCAGACGGCGCUGCACCUCGCCACCGAGGGCGGCCACCAGGCGGCGCUUCGGGCGCUGCUCUCCGCCGGCGCCGACCCCGACGCGGAAGACAGGUUCGGCAUGACGAGUCUGCACCGCGCGGCCGAAUGGGACCAGGCUGAGGUGGCCCGCCUGCUGCUUGGGGCCGGCGGGUCCGUGGACCGGCGGGAGCCGCUGUUCCAGAGGACGCCGCUGCACGUGGCGGCCGCAGAGGGACACGUGGCCGUCGCCCGCGUGCUCGUCGACGCCGGGGCAGACGUGGAGGCGCGCGACAGCGACGGCCGCACCGCCCUGCAGGUGGCGGCGGCGAGCGGCUGUUCCGGCGUCGUGGCGCUGCUGUCGCCGGCAGCCGCCGGCCUGCCACAGGAGGAACCGGCGGCGCACGGCUGCGGCGACUUGCUGCUCGACGGCCCGGCCAAGGCUGCGCCGCAGCUGCUCGCCUGAUGACGUCACACGGCAGAGAGCAGCGUCUCGGCGGCAGUGAACUGCCUGCCGCGCGUGAUGUCACCGCGGCCAGGUUUUGCGUCACGAGGGUGCGGCCAGAGGCAACUUGCCCAACAGCUGGCCUCAAUCCCAGGACGGUGUUUACUCCAGAACGUGUGCGAGUGUGUUCUUUAAACGGUCCGUUGAGUAGUGGAAAAUCUGUCCUGUUAUAAACAUCACAUGCAAGCAACAAUACAGUAGGUUUUUUUUGAAAAUGAUAACUUGUUUCGUUGAAUUAUUGAACAUCCUUGGAUAAUAGAGGCUGCAGAGAAACCAGUCCGUUCAUUUGCUAUACAGAGCAUGCCUCAGACCCUAAGCGCGACGUUAGACUAUAGCGACAUUUCAACGGCGCAGUGGCCGCAGAUCACUGCGCGUGACGUUAUAUGAUGUUUUCUAAGUGCUGUAAGGACUACGUGUUCGUUGCAUCUUUAACACAAAAACUGAAAACGGGUCUGCAACAAUCUAACUUACAAACAAUCACAGAAUACAGUUUUAAGAAUGCUUUGUAGUCACAUAGAGAUGUUGUGGAUGGUACUACAAAUAUUGAUCAAGCUCCUCAAUCAUAUACUAUGCACAAUCAACGCUAGUAUUGCUUCAUGUGAACUGAAUAAUUUGUAUUAGUGGUUAAUGCAAGAAACAUGUAUAUGUGAAUAAAUUUCAUUACCAGUUAUUAUAAUUUA